Effrenium voratum is the source of this 2433-nucleotide messenger RNA. Lineage: Eukaryota; Dinophyceae; Suessiales; Symbiodiniaceae. The record is from the annotation of a GenBank genome assembly.
GUUUUCGGUUUCAGGAGUCCCUUGUCGCCGCCACCCGGACUUUGCUCGAGGAGUUCCUGGGCUGAAGGACAGCAUAUUGGCAAAACAGCACCCGUUGCAUGCCGGAGUCGCUCGGCGCGCCGGGGCUGCGCAAGAGGACAACAGGGCCAGGACCGGCUCGAUCUCGAGGAGGUGGUCGCAGAAGCCGACAGGGUGCUGGAGGACAACGGCACGGCGAAAGAGACCAAAGCCGUCUUGCGAAAAGCGCAGAAGAUAUAUCCAGGGAAGUGGACCCUUUCAGGGCUGAAAGAACGAGUUGCAACAAAAACUGCGCGAGUUUGUGGAGGAGGACCUGCUCCUGGCGCGGCAGCAGCUGAAGCCUGCGCUCGCGCAGCAAGAAGCUGCCCAGGAGCAGAAAGUCAAAGCCGUCGCCAGAUUGGAGAAGGCGGAGGAAUCAGGCACCAAGGAGGAGGUGGAGAAGGCGGAGAGGAAGGUACAGGAGGCGGAGAGGAAGGUGGAGAAGGCGGAAAGGAAGGUGGAGAGGGCGAAGAAGGAGGUCAAGGAGGCGAAGGCAAGCGGCCGGACGAAGGAGUCCGAGGCAGAUGGGCAGCAGGCUGCCAUCGAGGCCAUCUUAUCAACGAGCUGGACGGUGUGUCAGCCAGCGGCGAUGAAGCCUACGUUGAUAGGGCGCGAGGAGGCCAAGCGAGAACUCCUAGGCUAUAUUUGUGGCGUCAGAAACGUUACCAAUUCAACCUUCUGGGAGAUUGCGCCGCCCCUGGGAAAGUCCAGCGUGAUGGUGACCGCUGGAGUCAAGGGCAUAGGCAAGACCCGCCUCCUGCACGAGAUGUGCACUACUUGGCUCAGCGAAACUGCGGCAAGGGCGGCGCUGCGAGUGGAUUUCAAUGGGAGCACAUGGCAUGGGCGCAAAGACCCAACACAAGCCUUCUCACAAGUCCUACUUCGGUACGCCGGCAUGCGGCCGGAUGACGCUGCAUGGUGUUCAGAAGCUCUUCCAUGGGAGAAGGUGAUGUGGGCUUUGCGGCGCAAGCUGGGACUGGCAGACGACGCGCUUCUGUUGGUGGGUGUGGAUGAGCUCAUCGAGCUGGAGAAGAAGUACGGUUCCAAUUCAACCAGCCUUUUCCUCUCUACAAUCAUGCAAGCGCAAGAUGAAUCCCUCCUUUCGGGACAUCGUCCAGUAGUUUUUAUCUGGACGGCGCUCGUCGAAAGCUACUUCAAGAAGCGAUCAAGCGAUUCCGGCCGCAAAGUUAGGCUGAUCUCCUUGACUGGUUUGCCUCCGGAGGCCUUGAACUUGGUGCCUCAGAAAAUUCGCAGAGCCUUUGAGGCUACGGCGGGCAGAAAACAGCUGUUGCGACAGAUACUCGGACAUCCUCGCUUGAUGUUUGACGCUUUACAGGACGCCUUCUCUACAUGUGGACUGCCCGAAACCACCUCUGCCUUGGUCCAAUUUCGCAAGACAAUGAUAAGCAUUGCGAAGCUUGAUCAUCCUGAAGCCUUGAAAAGUGACGAGGUGAGACUCUGGUUCUCACCCAGCGCGACUCUUCCGCCUGGAAUGCAUGACGACCUCGCCUCCCGAGGCUUAGUCCAUGCCGCGCGGUUUGGCGACAAACGCAAAUCAGUGUUGCACCCGCUCGUUUUGCAAAGCUGGGCUGACCGCCACCGUGAGCCCUUGGCAAACCAGAUCAAGAAGAUGUUUGAAGAGGAUUCUGUCCUGGAGACCACGCAUGAGAAGAAGUUCGAGGCCGUCAUGCUUCACUUCGAUGCUGCGGUGCGUUUGGCACUGGAGAAGGAAAGCUGCACGCUGGAGCAGCUCUUCCCAGGGGCGAACUUGAAGCCAGAGAGCCUGCGAGCAGUGCGUGUCAUGCCGGGGUUGCAGUACUCUGGCGACUCGGUGGUGGAGCUCGAUUCCUUUGACGACGUUGACGAGGUGAUGAGCUCCUUAGAGUACGGCAGCAUCGUGGUGUCCCAGAAGCGCACUGAGAAAGGGAUUGAGUAUUUGGUGCCAUGGACAGUUCCACGCAAAGAUCACCGACAGCUGCUUCGAAGAAGCUUGCAGCCGACAGGGCCUGGGGACAAGGACCCAAACGCCCAUCUAUUGAUUCUUGGCGUGCAAACCAAGUAUGUACAGGAGUUCGUGGGCAAGUGGCCCUCGGUGGAAGACAAGGCACAAAAAGCAUUGGCUGGCCUCCGAGCCGAUCCAAGGGUGCUCCAAGCCUUACCCAUUUUCUACACCACUGAGAUCAAAAAGGAGGGCCGGUCCCUUGACAAUCCCAACGUCUAUUUCAGCAAGGCAGGCCUCGCGGAGCUCCUCUUGGAGCGGGCCGGGCCCCUUCGACUGUUCUUCGAGAAGCUUGGCAGGCCUUUGCAAAACAAGCUUGCGGACUUUGGGUGAAACCUGAAGCUGCAAGCAAAGGCACAGACAGGGCUCCGCGUUGC